UUCCGGCCGCCGCCGCGGAAGCGGGUGCGGCGGGAGCUAUCGGCAGCCGCCCGGGACUCUCUUCGCCUCCUCUUCCUUUCCCCUCUCCCUCCCUCCCUCCCUCUCUCUCUUUCUCUCUCUCCCUCCUUCUUUCCCUUCCUCCUUCUCUCUCGCUCUCUCUCUCUCUCGCCCUCUCGCCAUGUCGGAGAGCGCAGAGGGUCCGUCAGGGGGUCGCGGACCCCCGGAUUCUUCCAGCCGGGGCUCCGGCGCUGAAGAACCGCGAAUCAUCAAAGUCACAGUGAAAACUCCCAAAGAGAAGGAGGAGUUCGCAGUGUCCGAAAGCAGCAGCAUCCGGCAGUUCAAGGAAGAAAUCUCUAAGCGUUUCAAGUCGCACACCGAUCAGCUUGUGUUGAUAUUUGCUGGAAAAAUUUUAAAGGAUCAGGAUACUUUGACUCAGCAUGGAAUUUAUGAUGGACUCACUGUUCACCUGGUUAUCAAAACACAAAACAGAUCACAAGACCACCCAGCUCAACAAGCAACCACUGCUGGGAGUACUGCUACCACAUCAACAUCAAGCAGCAGUACCUCAACACCAGCUUCAACAAAUAGUAACCCUUUUGGCUUGGGUGGCCUUGGAGGUUUGGCAGGUCUGAGCAGCCUGGGCUUAAAUACAGCAAACUUUUCAGAGUUGCAGAGUCAGAUGCAACGGCAACUUAUGUCCAAUCCAGAAAUGAUGGUUCAGAUAAUGGAAAAUCCAUUUGUUCAGAGCAUGCUUUCAAAUCCUGACCUGAUGAGGCAGUUAAUUAUGGCUAACCCUCAAAUGCAGCAACUGAUACAAAGAAAUCCAGAAAUCAGUCACAUGCUGAAUAAUCCAGAUAUAAUGAGACAGACACUAGAACUUGCUAGAAACCCUGCAAUGAUGCAGGAAAUGAUGCGAAAUCAAGACCGAGCCUUGAGCAACCUGGAAAGUAUACCGGGUGGAUACAAUGCCUUGCGACGUAUGUACACAGAUAUUCAGGAGCCAAUGUUGAAUGCUGCACAAGAACAGUUUGGAGGUAAUCCAUUUGCUUCUUUAGUAAGCAGUGCAUCAACAGGAGGUGACAGUCAGCCAUCUCGUACUGAAAAUAGAGAUCCUCUACCAAAUCCCUGGGCUCCUCAUUCUAGCUCACAGAAUUCCACAACAAAUACCAGCACCAGUGGUGAGAGUGGUAGCAAUGGUAGCACUGGAAAUACCACCUCUGGCAGUACCGGACAAAACUCAGCUGCACCUAGUGUGGGACCUGGACUAGGAGCUGGUAUGUUCAACACACCAGGAAUGCAGAGCUUACUACAGCAGAUAACAGAAAAUCCACAACUUAUGCAGAAUAUGUUGUCUGCACCCUAUAUGAGAAGCAUGAUGCAGUCAUUAAGCCAGAAUCCUGAUCUUGCAGUACAGAUGAUGUUGAAUAAUCCUUUAUUUGCGGGAAAUCCUCAACUUCAGGAACAAAUGAGACAACAACUUCCUACUUUCCUUCAGCAAAUGCAGAAUCCUGAUACGUUAUCAGCUAUGUCAAACCCUAGAGCAAUGCAGGCUUUGCUACAGAUUCAGCAGGGCUUGCAGACACUAGCAACAGAAGCACCUGGGCUUAUACCGGGAUUCAGUCCUGGCUUAGGCGGAUUGGGAAGUACUGGAUCUCCCGCAGGGUCCACUGCACCUAGUUCUGUUCCCAGUGAAAACCCAAGUCUAGCAGAAACUGCUGAACCUGGUCAUCAGCAGUUUGUCCAGCAGAUGUUGCAGGCCCUUGCUGGUGCAAAUGCUCAGCUUGAAAUUUUGUUCUUAGCAGUUGCAAAAUCCAGAAGUUCGAUUUCAGCAACAACUGGAGCAGCUGAGCGCAAUGGGAUUCCUGAACCGUGAAGCAAACUUACAAGCGCUAAUAGCAACAGGAGGAGACAUCAAUGCAGCUAUUGAAAGGCUGCUUGGCUCUCAGCCUUCAUAGCAGUGUUUCUUUAACUUGAAAAUAUGUAAUUUAUUUUUGAUAACAGCUCUUAAAUCUUUAAAAUAUUUGCUUUAUUUCAUUCUGACUCUUGGGAUUGUCUUGUUAUAACUAAAAUCAGUCUGAUGCAUUUUAAGGUGGAGUGCAGUAGUUUUCUUCAAGCAGUGGGAAUCAAUGCAUUUUCACUCUGCAUGCAUCUCACUUCUUUUGUUAUGCAUUAUUUGUGAUUUUUUUUUAUUUUUUUUUUUUAAACUAUCAGCUUUCACAGUUGAGUGAACAGGUUUUGUCUGACCUGCAACUGUCCACUUCAUUUAAUGCUUAAACAUUAGCCUUCAGUAGUAAUUUAUGUAGAAUACAAAUAAAAAGGAAACAAGUGAAGAUGCAGUUUGUGGGUACCAAUACUGCUUGUUGUGAUUUUGGCAUCUAUUUUUUUUUUUUUGCUAGCAAAAUGCUGUAAGAUUUAUACCACUUAAGUAAUUACCAUUUUUUGCUUUAAUUUGUAUAAACACAAUAUGUACCAUGGAGACAGCUCAUUUCUUGAGAUUUACACAUUGCAGUAGAAUGAGAUUGCAAGUAGCGCAAAAAAGCCAGGGGAUAAAAAAAAGAAGCUAUAAGACAUGUGCCCUUCCCGCAUCUUUGGUAACUAUCUCAACAAAAAAUGCCUAAGCAAGUUCAGUUAAAAUAUACUAGAAUUACUGUUCUAGUUAUCUCUUUACAUCUAACAGUACAGAAACUUGCAUUGUAACAUUGUCUAAAUAUUCACAAAGAUUAACUGUAAAUUACCUUUAUCUGUGCAAAUUAGAGGGGCACUGCCUGGUGCUCUGGAACUGCUUCUAAGGCUUUUUGGCUUGUUACAUUGAGAUUCUAAUGUAUUCUGAUUUGUAAUUGGAAACAUUACUUUCAUUCAUGGUCAUGUGAUAAUCUACCUACAUUUAACCAUCAUGUAAAAAAUACUGUAUAUCUUUUGAGGUUUUAUUGGUAGUUACUUCUCUUGUGCACAGGUAAUGAAUUAAUUAAAAAAUCUUUAAGCA
This is a messenger RNA of Cuculus canorus (common cuckoo), 2983 nucleotides long. RefSeq names its product ubiquilin 1 (gene UBQLN1). Gene Ontology annotation, molecular function: polyubiquitin modification-dependent protein binding. The record is from RefSeq and is a predicted model, not a curated record. The transcript has 11 exons. Gene Ontology annotation, biological process: ubiquitin-dependent protein catabolic process. Bases 179 to 1873 code for a protein of 564 amino acids. Gene Ontology annotation, cellular component: cytosol. Lineage: Eukaryota; Metazoa; Chordata; Aves; Cuculiformes; Cuculidae.